This is a messenger RNA of Ricinus communis (castor bean), 1080 nucleotides long. Its product is annotated as putative F-box protein At4g17565. Gene Ontology annotation, molecular function: protein binding. The record is from RefSeq and is a predicted model, not a curated record. NCBI's taxonomy places the organism in Eukaryota, Viridiplantae, Streptophyta, Magnoliopsida, Malpighiales, Euphorbiaceae.
AUGGCGAUUAAAAGAACUCUUUCUACUGAUUCUAAGUCUAUUUCCACUACCAAACUAAGACUUCCUUCUACCAUCGAAUCAAACUGGUCUGAUCUUCUUCCCGAACUCUUAUUAAUCCUUUCGAAAGUGUCUUUUGCGCAAAUCAUUCGCUUCACAGCAGUUUGUUCUUCUUGGCGUCGUGCCGCAGAAUCGUUUGUUGCAUCCUCAUUCUACACUCCGUUCUCUCAUGCACCUUGGCUCGUGCUUCCUAGUCAGGAAUAUAGAUUUGAUGGCGAAUCUCGAUGCUUUUGUAGUCUUGAGGACGAGAACAAAAAUACAAUGAAGAGUAUGAACAAACUGUUUACUUAUGGUGAUUUUUGCAUUGGAUCGUCUCAUGGGUGGCUUAUACUUUUAGAUAAUGAACAAUUCAAGCCUUUCCUUUUCAACCUGGUUUUAGGAAUUCUUGAUCUUAAAAGUGGCGGAACCAUUGAUAUUAGGUGCUGUAAUAAUCAUCCUUAUGUAUUAAAUUUUUAUCAUUCAGUUGAUAUAUGGGAUUUUCAUGGCUCCUUGCCAAUAAAGAAGAGGAGAAUCCAUCCUUCAACCUCAAUAGAAUUGGUGGAAGCCGUGAAUGCUUAUAGAGGUUCACAUUCUAGCCGAAGUUAUUUGGUCGAUUCAUGCGACGAUCUUUUGCUGCUUGUGAGGUUUAUAGGGAAUUUUGUUAAUCAGGAAGGUGAAGUUGUUGAUGAGUCAUACCUUCUAAGUGAUGAAGAAAAUCAUCCUUUGCUUUGUCCAUAUCAAACAAAGAUGCUCCACGUUUAUAGGUUGGAUUCUAGUGAACAGAAUUGGGUAGAGGUCGAAAGUUUGAACAAUCAAGUGUUGUUUCUCGGGAUGAACCACUCCAUCUCAUUAUCAGCUCAGGGUGACAGGAAUUCUAUCUACUUUACUGAUGAUAAUUUGUACCAAAUGUACGAGGAUUAUUCGUAUGGAGGUCAUGAUUUCGGCAAGUUCAGUCUAGAAGACAAAGUUGUCAAGCUAUUUAACGGGCAUAAAAUAGAAAAGUUCGACCCGUCACCACUUUGGAUAGUCCCAAAUCCAUGGUGA